Molecule: messenger RNA, 1423 nt
Organism: Periconia digitata
Lineage: Eukaryota; Fungi; Ascomycota; Dothideomycetes; Pleosporales; Periconiaceae
Source: the annotation of a GenBank genome assembly
AUAUUUAAAUUUCAUCGCUCCCGUUUAUCUCCAACGCAAACUUCACCGACUCUCUUUACUUUUCUAAUUCCUAUUCAAUUCGACUUCAAACCUUUUCCUACCUCAGUCAUCUUCACAUCAAUCAUGAAGUACACUUUCGUCUACGCAUUCAUUGCUGUUGCCGCCGGGCAGAGCAUCAGCGACCUUCCCACCUGCGCCACAUCAUGCCUUAUAACUGGCGCGACAAACGUUGGAUGCGGGCUCACCGACUUUGCCUGCGCAUGCCGCAAGUCAAGUGAAUUAACACCCGCUCUCACCACCUGCGUGCAAGGAGACUGCCCCAGCACUGAGGACCAGCAGAAGGUGGUCAGUGUGGUCAGUGCUCUAUGCUCACAAGCUGGAGUCCCCAUCAACGCUGGGUCAUCGUCUUCGGUUUCCUCUUCCGCGUCUUCCCGAACGACUGCUAGCAGUACAUCACUUACCUAUCUUCCGCCAAACCUCUCACUAUCCGGUACUUCAGUUGUCUCAGUACCCACCGCCACGAGCAGCGGCUCUGCAAACACCGGAGGAGGCUCAGGAGGAUCAUCACGUUCAUCCACUGGCUCAGGUGCUACAUCAGCCGGCUCGGGAGGAGGUCUAGGAGGAGCAUCAGGUAGCGCAGGAGGAUCUUGCGUUGCUGCUACCGUCACUGUGACUGCCGGUGUUCCGGGAGUUUCUUCUGGUGCAUCGUCUGGUGCUGCUUCUUCUCCUCGCUUCCCUACAACUGGUAGCAGUGGUGUAUCUAGCAGGCUUUCUUCUGUUGUCCCUUCGGGAUCUCGCGUUUCGUCUUCUUUGCCGCCUUCUUUCACUGGAUCGGCUCAGGGUCUCAAGGCUCCUAUGCUUGCUGGAAUAUUCGGUCUUGCAGUUGCGGCGUUGUAGGUAUUCUAUGGGAGAAUGAUGACAUGGGAGGAGCUGUUGGGGCUAACAACAUCGCGUAAAUAGGUGAUGGUAAUGUGGCGCUUCGUGCGUACUUUUCUCUUCUUUCUCUCCUUCACAAACUUUUGUCGAUUUUGUAUAUAAACUUCGAUAAUACAGCCUUUCCGAGUGAGCCAAGUAUUCAUCGUGCACUAUCCCUUGUCGCCGUUCUCGUUUUCUCGUUUUUUAUUUUACUACCAUCAAUAUUCCUGGCUUGAAUGUCAGCUCAAGAUGCUCUUCUUUCUCGCGUGUUGAAAAAAGAUGAACCGGCUAGACAUAGCUUCUGUGCUCGCUGGACAGUCAAGCAUAGCUGCUCCUCUUCAAUGACGAUGCUCAGCGUAGGCGCCACGCUUUCACGUGCGUACAUCGACCAAAAGAUGGAUGCCAGUACCGCAGAAAAGCAACCGACGAAUACAAGCCAAGCGGAAACAACUGUCCACUACCCAACAAUUAUAAUCUAUAUAACGCUUUGUCUAGACUAUAGUUCGAC